Molecule: messenger RNA, 642 nt
Organism: Pseudomassariella vexata
Lineage: Eukaryota; Fungi; Ascomycota; Sordariomycetes; Amphisphaeriales; Pseudomassariaceae
Exons: 4
Coding region: 1-642 (213 amino acids)
Source: RefSeq, a predicted model, not a curated record
AUGGGCUUCAUCCAGCAGGCUCGCGACAUUGGUUGGCUGAUGCGCAUUCAAUAUGGUUUACUUUUCCGGGCAGGGUUUCUGGCGCGUCAAGGACCCAAAAAGGGAGACCAUUCCCACUGCGUGCUGGCUGGUACCAUUCCACCUCCUUUUGUCCGGACCUACAUCACAAAUGAUCAUUGCAUUUCACUCUUACUACCUUCUCUCCAACUUCAUAGACAUGGAGCCGGGCUCAGAAAACCACUGGGACUGGACAUGAACUCGUUAGUUUGGGUCAACAAGUGUGACGUUGCACCGGAGCAGCAAUUUACUGACGAAUUUGUACACCUCAAAGGUAGCCAGAUUGUGGUCGAUGCGCAGCAGACGCUUCUCGUUCUCGGCGCACAGGAGAUUCAGAGGCAGGAGAAUGGCAUCGAUGCCAUGCUGGAAACGAGAUGGUACAUUUCAAUGAAGACUAGAACGGAGAAAGAGAAGGGGAAAUUGUCUUUGCGUCUCGCAAACUAUGCCCCGGUAACCGUGGGUCACAUACAUUACAGCAUGAAAACACUUUUGCAGUGGCUGGUGGAAGGUCCAUACCGUAUGCCCCUCGAGUGUGAAAUACUCACAGCAGAGAAUUCAUCCAGCACUAUAAAGUUGAGUAAAUAA